AUGCAAGACGGCAACCCCAACGGCCCAUCACCCCAAGAUGACCAAGUAACAACUGAGCCUGAUUCCGCGCCGGUAAACGGCUCGAAUGAAGAAGAUACGUCGAACACUCUUCCUAGCGAGCCGAUUCCUGCCGACCCGAAAAUCGUCGAAGCAGUCCAUCAAACCGACGAACCUCCAUCCAAGAAGCGAAGACUCACGGAAUCCUCAUCGCAACGAUCCACUCCUCGACCGCCGUCGCCGCCCUGGAAGAAAGCUGGCUUCGAGGGCCCCACCUCAUUCCUCUCUGAAGGGAAGCGCAGGUCUUCGCGAACCAAUGCCGUCCCCAUCGACUUACAAUCACCAUCAGACAAAAGAAGCACGCGUGGCGCGCAAAAUAAGAGCAUCACCAAAUCCACGCGCGAUGGAAGCAAGCCGGUCACCUCCUCGCCGUUAUCGGUGACGCAGUCACGCGCCGACGUCAACGGUAAGCUAGGUGGAAAAUCGACAGCCAAUGGAUCUCCUCGCGCGGCGCCAUCCCGUGCCGCGACUAGCAAGGCACAGCGCGUCUCGCAGACACCAGCUUCCAAACCAACUGAUUCGCGCGCGAGAGCUCGUAGCUCCACUACACUUCCUCGCCCUUCCGCCAACGGCAAUGGCACCACCUCCCGUCCGCUCCGCGAUCGCCAAUCCCUCUCGAACCCGAAAAAAGACGUCAAUGGGGAUACAGAUGAUGCCGACAUGGAUGGCGAGAACCCCGAUCAAGGUUCACUCAAAGUUCCAAGGUUGCGUCUCAAGAUCAAAAAACCGGUUCUCCCCAUUCGACACCCCGGCCACAUCCCGCUUAAGAAACACGCAUCUUUCAGAGAAUGGGUAUACCAAGAUGAUCCCACAAGCAUAAUGUCGGAGGCGGACGCUGAAGCAGAGGCACACAAACGACAACAGGUCAUGGCUGCAGCGGAGCCUGGGGGUCCUCUAAGCUCGGAUGUCUGCUCAGCAUAUAUUACUGACCAGCAAGAAGAGCCUCCCCCACAAUACUCGCACCAAGACCAUCUUGUUGCCCAUGCGCUCUACUUCCAAAAACUCCUCGAUAAGGAACAUAAGCGACAUCGACAAACGGCCAAGCUGUUCGCACAAUGGUGCGCCGACGCGUAUCGCAAACGUCACAAAGAUCCUGAAGACAUUCUUCGGGAGCAACAGGAAGAAUUGCGGGGGAAGCGCAAGCAGCUAUCCAAGGACCUUCAGAAGAUGUUCGACCUGGCCCGUGCGGAGAUUGACCGUAGUCGUCUAGCCCGGUGGGAAGAACAACGGAAGGUGGAAGAUCAGAAAGCCCUGGAUCGUGCGAUCACACAGUCUACAAUGCUCUUUGAGAAACGCCGAGCUGAAAUCCUUGGCGAAGUGCCCAGUGACGCGCAAGCGACGAGUGACGACGAGCAAGAUUCUGGCUCUGAGUCGGGCUCAGACGAGGAAGAUGAGAGCAACAUGUCGGACUCAGAAUCCGGCACCGAUGAUGAGACCAAUGUUGAUGACGACGCUAAGCUGACCGAAGAAGAGCUGCGUUUGAAAUACGCCAAUCUGCCCACUGAAGACUACACCGACAGCAUGUCGGUAGUAUCAGGAACUACUGCGAUGACCAAUCCCGACGAACCCAUGGAUUCCGAAGCCGCGCUUGAUGUGGAUUCACAUGCUACGCCUGACGAUAAUCAACUCGAUGACGUGGACUCAGUCUUGAUGGAUGAUAGCGAUGCAUCUACAGACAUGGACGAUGAUAUGGGCGAUAGCGAGGAAGAGGAGGAAGGGUCCAGCGAGGAGGAAGAGUCAGAUGACGAAGGCGAAGACAGAGGUGGUCUCAUGGGUUUCUUCUCCAAGAAGGAUCUGUCAAUACCAAACGGCACAGAAGGAGGCGAGGAUACCCAGGCCGAGCCUGAACAUGAUGACGAUGAGGUCGACUUCGAAGACCCGGAUGAAGUCUCCCUUGUUCCAAUCGGCCCAAGUGCCAGCGGGGGCACCUCGACAGAGGGCACACCUUUAGAGAUUGCCGAUAACUCGGAGACCUCCCCUGCCACAGGAGGAGAUACGUCGGCCGCCGAAACACCUGCUGCUGAUACUCCUAUGGAGGAUGACCCAAUGAAAUUACAACUGGCGGAUGACGAUUCUGAUGAACCAAAACAACCCGCAGAUGAAGCCCAGCCGAUGGAACUAGACCAUAUCAAUGAAGUCCAGCCAACUGCUGGAGGAGUAUCGAGCGAACCAUCACCAGGGACUGUUGCGACUAAGCCAUCCGAACCGGAAUCGGUUUCUUCACUGGAGCCUGCCAUCGAAAAAGCAUUGCAGACAAGCCACUCGCCUGCGCCUGGUCUGCAAACGCCAGUCCCCCACCUGCUUCGUGGUACGCUACGUGAAUACCAGCACUAUGGAUUGGACUGGCUUGCGGGUCUUUACAAUAAUCACAUCAACGGCAUCUUGGCAGAUGAAAUGGGUCUUGGUAAAACCAUCCAAACAAUCGCCCUUCUUGCCCAUCUUGCUGUUGACCAUGGUAUCUGGGGUCCCCACCUGGUAGUCGUGCCUACCAGUGUCAUGCUGAAUUGGGAGAUGGAGUUCAAGAAAUGGUGCCCAGGUUUCAAGAUCAUGACGUACUAUGGCAACCAAGAAGAGCGCAAACAGAAACGUCGAGGUUGGACGGACGAUAAUGCAUGGAACGUGCUGAUCACGUCCUAUCAACUCGUGCUCCAGGAUCAGCAGUCUCUCAAACGCAGAAACUGGCAGUAUAUGAUUCUCGAUGAAGCGCACAACAUCAAGAACUUCCGCUCUCAGAGAUGGCAGGCACUGCUCACCUUCAAGUCUCGUGCUCGACUUCUUCUCACGGGUACCCCUCUACAAAAUAAUCUCACAGAGCUGUGGUCUCUACUCUUCUUCCUGAUGCCCUCCGACGGCCAAAGUGGCGGAGUUGAAGGUUUCGCCGAUCUCAAGGAUUUCUCUGAAUGGUUCCGGCGUCCCGUGGAGCAAAUUCUGGAGCAUGGCAGAGACACGAUGGAUGAGGAGGCCAAGGGUGUGAUCACCAAACUCCAUACUGUACUCCGCCCUUAUCUUUUGCGUCGCCUCAAGGCCGACGUAGAAAAGCAAAUGCCUGGAAAGUAUGAACAUGUGGUCUACUGCAGGCUUUCAAAGCGGCAAAGAUUCCUCUACGAUGGGUUUAUGUCAAUGGCCCAGACUAAAGAGACGCUCGCCUCCGGAAAUUUCCUCUCCAUCAUUCACUGUCUCAUGCAACUCCGAAAGGUGUGCAAUCAUCCGGACCUUUUCGAAACCCGCCCAAUUUCCACCUCCUUUGCGAUGCCGCGCUCCGUUCCUAUGGAUUUCAAAGUCAAGGAAUCUCUUGUUCGCCGCAGAUUGCUCUUCGAGCACCCUCUUACCAAGAUUGAUUUGGACUUCCUCAACCUUGCACCGGUGUCGCGGGAAGACAUUUCACGCCGACUGGCAGAUGACAGCAUCAGGCUCAUGGCGAUCGCGCCGUUCAAGAAACUUCGCGAACGCCAGUACAACCGAACUAAUUGGGAGAUGGGCUUUGACGGAUCCAACAUGACAACCAUUCUAGAAUCCCUGGAGAACGCCUGCCGAAAGAGACGCAUGGCAGAGCUUGAGCGUUGCCUUUACUUUGAAACCAAGCGCCAUGGCCGUCGCCCUAUCUACGGAAGUAGUCUGAUCGAGUUCAUCCGGGCUGGAACCAAGGAGCACGCACUUUCCAAUGCACCCUUGCGGAAGCGCUCAAUGGCCGACUGGCUGUCGAGUCGGUCUGCGGUCCUUGCAUCAAUGAUCCUGACGAUCGAGGAGCGAGGUCUCGAGAUGGACGGCUAUGUCCAGAGAUUCGCUUGCGUUACACCCUCUGUCAUUGCGGCAGGAAUGAACGAAGCCGCCUUGACCCCCGUUGAAACGCGACUCUUGACCAAUACUCGUCGCGACCAGCCCUACGACCCCUUCCACCAAGCACGCAUGCGUCUCUCCAUCGCCUUCCCGGAUAAGCGUCUGCUUCAAUACGACUGCGGCAAACUCCAGCGCCUGGAUAAGCUGCUACGUGAUCUCAAAGCCGGCGGCCAUCGGGCGCUGAUCUUCACUCAGAUGACCAAGAUGCUUGAUAUCCUAGAGCAGUUCCUCAAUAUCCACGGCCAUCGCUACCUCCGCCUCGACGGCACCACCAAGGUCGAGUCGCGCCAGAUGCUCACCGAGCGGUUCAACAGCGACCCGCGCAUCCUAGCAUUUAUCCUAUCAAGUCGAUCCGGUGGUCUCGGAAUCAACCUUACGGGUGCCGACACGGUCAUCUUCUACGAUUUGGAUUGGAACCCAGCCAUGGACAAGCAGUGUCAAGAUCGCUGUCAUCGUAUCGGACAGACUCGCGACGUGCACAUCUACCGGUUCGUCUCAGAGUACACGAUCGAGUCCAACAUCCUGCGCAAAGCCAACCAGAAGCGCAUGUUGGAUGACGUCAUCAUCCAAGAGGGUGAAUUCACGACGGACUACUUCACCAAAUUGAAGGCGGAAGAGAUGGUCGAACCCGACGAGCGCGACGGACAGGACGAAGCCAGUGCGGCGAUGGACCGUGUACUCGGCAAUCGGGUCGGGGGUGGUACCCGAGUGUUCGAAGCAGCCGAGGACAAGGAGGAUCUGGACGCGGCGAAGAACGCAGAGAAAGAGCAAGAACAUGCGGACGAUGGGGAUUUCGAGGAAAAUGCAGCGACGGCCGUUGGAGCCGACGGAAAUCCCGAAACAAGUCCGGCGCACGUGGGCGAUCAGCCUGGUCACAUCGACGACUAUUUGAUGCGAUUCAUGGAGUGGAACAUGAAGGAUGAACCCCUGGUUUUGCCCCCGGACAAAAGCAAGAAGAAAUCCAAAAAGGGCAAAGAGCAUCAAAUGAAGAGGCGGCGAUAG
Molecule: messenger RNA, 4896 nt
Organism: Penicillium brevicompactum
Lineage: Eukaryota; Fungi; Ascomycota; Eurotiomycetes; Eurotiales; Aspergillaceae
Gene: swr1
Product: putative SNF2 family helicase/ATPase (Swr1)
Exons: 1
Coding region: 1-4896 (1631 amino acids)
Cellular component (GO): Swr1 complex
Molecular function (GO): ATP binding; ATP-dependent chromatin remodeler activity; histone binding
Source: RefSeq, a predicted model, not a curated record